Molecule: messenger RNA, 5637 nt
Organism: Pongo pygmaeus (Bornean orangutan)
Lineage: Eukaryota; Metazoa; Chordata; Mammalia; Primates; Hominidae
Gene: TSSK4
Product: testis specific serine kinase 4
Exons: 6
Coding region: 4454-5440 (328 amino acids)
Biological process (GO): protein phosphorylation; microtubule cytoskeleton organization; intracellular signal transduction
Cellular component (GO): cytoplasm
Molecular function (GO): tau-protein kinase activity; ATP binding
Source: RefSeq, a predicted model, not a curated record
ACUUCCGCCCUCACCGGCGGGGACCUCAGCCUAGCGGAAAGCUCCUUGCCUGGAACGCAGAAGGCCUUCGCUGCUGCGGCCCCUGGGGACCCCUUCGCGACAGCUUCCUGGGGAGGGGGCUGAGGCCUGGCAGCGAGGACCCUGACGCCCCUUCGGGAGAGGAGUGGCUGCUAGGCCGCUCGCUUGCUCCUGGAAAGAUUUGGGGUUUGAGAGCCCUUGGUCAGGAGGCUCGCGCUGGCCGAGGCCCGAGAGCUGCACCCGCGAGACGAGACUAGCGAGGGCCGGGGAGACGGAGCGCAGGCGGCGGCCGGGUUCGAAGCACUUGCCGGCUGAACCACCUGCUGCUGAGGCUGAGCCCUGAGAGGCGGUUCGUGGCCCCCCAACCGGGGAAGGGGCGAAGCUUUGGGCAUCUGUCCCAUGCAAGGAUCCCAACGUCUGAAUCUCACCUCACUCCUCUCCCGCCUGUCACGAAUGGCCUGCGCCAAAGUAAUAAAUAUGUGAUAGGAAUGUCUUUCCGAGGCUGUGCUGGAGACUUCCCUGGCCGCACAGUGACCGUUCGUUCAGUGCCCCACGAUAAGCGACCCGAAACCCGGUCUGGCGCAGAGGCGCGCAAGGAGAGAGGUCUGUCCUUUCACUCUGUGAGUUGGGCAGCCUGACACGGUUAUUGUUAAUUGGCGGUAAAGUAUCUCGCGGUCCGUUAGUCUAUGUUUUUGUUCUUAUUUAUCACUGUGUAUGUCUUUGGGCUUCUCUUAACUUUGUAUGGCAGAUUAUUUUGAAAAAGUUUACCCUUGUGUUUGUCUCAGCUGUUUUAAAGGGGAUCUGCCGUCUAGGGAGUUCCCCUUGAAAAUCGGACCUUUGAGCAGUGACUUCUGUUUUGCCACCUGGGAACAACGUGUAAGGAAGUGGACUUAAGGUUCUCUCUCCCCAAGGGAAGAAGCACAGUGGAAAAAUCACCAGUGACUUCUGGCCUGAAAAGCCCUUAAUUUACCUGCUUCGACAAUUACUGCCCUUUCUGACCCAGUUCUUUCCCUGCAGACAUAGUAGAGACGGGGUUUCACCAUAUUGGCCAGGCUGGUCUCGAACUCCUGACUUCGUGAUCCGCCCGCCUCGACCUCCCAAAGUGCUAGGAUUACAGGAAGUCAGGGACCCCAAACGGAGGGACCGGCUGAAGCCAUGACAGAAGAACGUGGAUUGUGAAGAUUUCAUGGACAUUUAUUAGUUCCCCAAAUUAAUACUUUUAUAAUUUCUUAUGCCUGUCUUUACUGCAAUCUCUAAACAUAAAUUAUGAAGAUUUCAUGGACACUUAUCACUUCCCCAAUCAAUACCCUUGUGAUUUCCUAUGCCUGUCUUUACUUUAAUCUCUUAAUCCUGUCAUAAGCUGAGGAGGAUGUAUGUUGCCUCAGGACCCUGUGAUAAUUGCGUUAACUGCACAAAUUGUAGAGCAUGUGUGUUUAAACAAUGUGAAAUCUGGGCAUCUUGAAAAAAGAACAGGAUAACAGCAAUGUUUAGGAAACAAGAGAGAUAACCUUAAACUCUGACCUCCGGUGAGCUGGGUGGAACAGAGCCAUAUUUCUCUUCUUUCAAAAGCAAAUGGGAGAAAUAUCACUGAAUUAUUUUUCUCAGCAAGGAAUAUCCCUGGGAAAGAGAAUACACGCCUGAGGGUGGGUCUCUGAAAUGGCCCCCUUGGGUGUGGCCGUCUUCUAUGGUUGAAACUGUAGGGGUGAAAUAAAUCCCAGUCUCCCAUAGCACUCCCAGGCUUAUUAGGAAGAGGAAAUUCCCGCCUAAUAAAUUUUGGUCAGACCGGUUGCUCUCAAAACCCUGUCUCCUGAUAAGAUGUUAUCAAUGACAAUGGUGCCCGAAACUUCAUUAGCAAUUUUAAUUUCGCCCCAGUCCUGUGGUCCUGUGAUCUCGCCCUGCCUCCAUUUGCCUUGUGAUAUUCUAUUACCUUGUGAAGUACGUGAUCUCUGUGACCCACACCUAUUCGUACGUACACUCCCUCCCCUUUUACAAGUCCCUAAUAAAAACUUGCUGGUUUUGCGGCUUGUGGGGCAUUACGGAAUCUACUGACAUGUGAUCUCUCCCCCAGAUGCCCAGCUUUAAAAUUUCUCUCUUUUGUACUCUGUCCCUUUAUUUCUCAAACUGGCCAAUGCUUAGGGAAAAUAGAAAAGAACCUACGUGACUAUUGGGGCAGGUUCCCCGAUAAUCUUCCUUACCCAUGCAGCUUAGAUUCCGCAUUCCAUCAUUUCAGCCACAUUCUUGCGUAUGUUCUUGAUGCCCCUCUCCCAUUGUUUCAUUGCAGCUGCCAAGCAAAACCCUAAAUCAUCCAUCAACAUUCAAGUACCUAUAACCAAGAUGCUAAAAGAAUCACAACACUAUAUGUGUCUAUGGACUAGUUGUUCUCCAACCUCAGUUGGGCCCUCAAUGCUGCUCAUUUUCUAAACCAGCUCUUUUCUGUUCUCCACACUUCAUCUGUCUUUUCAUCAUUUGACCUCCCUAUAUAGCUUAGUGGGAGAUGCAAGCAAGAGAAGCGAUUACAGACACUAUGUUAGGUGCUGCAACAGACAAAGUAUUGGGCCUGUGGGAGCACCCAGGAAGAAGGAAUAUCUAACUGAAGUUUGAGCAGUCAGUUAAGCCUUCUUUAAAACAGCUCCACAAGGCGCGGUGGCUCACGGCUGUAAUCCCAGCACUUUGGGAGGCUGAGGCAGGCAGAUCACCUGAGGUUGGGAGUUCGAGACCAGCCUGACCAACAUGGAGAAAUCCCGUCUCUACUAAAAAAUACAAAAUUAGCCGGGCGUGGUGGUGCAUGCCUGUAAUCCCAGCUACUUGGGAGGCUGAGGCAGGAGAAUGGCUUGAACGCGGGAGGUGGAGGUUGUGGUGAGCCGAGAUUGUGCCAUUGCACUCCAGCCUGGGCAACAAGAGCGAAACUCCAUCUCAAAACAACAGACGGGGCGCGGUGGCUCAUGCCUAUAAUCCCAGCACUUUGGGAAGCUGAGGCGGGCAGAUCAGCUGAGGUCGGGAGUUCAAGACCUGCCUGACCAACAUGGAGAAACCCCGUCUCUACUAAACAUACAAAAUAGCUAGGCGUGGUGGUGCAUGUCUGUAAUCCCAGCUACUAGGGGGGAUAAGGCAAGAGAAUCGCUUGAACCUGGGAGCUGGAGGUUGUAGUAAGCCGAGAUCGUGCCAUUGUACCCAAAAAAAAAAAAAAAAAAAAAGCUCCUAUGCCAAGUUCUCAAGGAAGAUUUGGAGUCUGCCACAAAUACAGAAAAGCAGUUGUGGAUCAUUACGUGUGUGUUAAAAAAUAAAAUUGGGGAGGUAAGCAGGAUCAGACUUAAAGCUGUGUGAAAGAAUUUGGAUGGACUUGAUCUUAAAGAGAAUGGGGAGACACUGAAUUGUUUCAAAUGGAAAUAAAAUCAGAUUUAUGCUUUGGACUUGGGAUUAGGAGCAGUCUUUGGGAUUAGGACUUGAAAUUAGGAGCAGUCAGCAUAAAUGUCGUAUUGACACCAUGGGUAUGGACAAGAUUAAGGGAGGAUGUGAAGGUUUGAGAAAAUAAAGCUUGUGAUAGAACACUUGGGAUAUGAUUACGGGAUGGAUGGAGAAAGGGAUUAAGGGAUGGAUGGAGAAAGAUACAACUUCAGUGAAGGCUGAGGAAUGACCAGAAGGAUGUGGAGGAAAACUAGAGAGUUGUGGCUCAUAGAAGAUAAGGAUGCAUUUCAAGGUUAGAUUUUCCUAGAACGUGUUCAAUACCUUACAAUUGUAAUACUUUCACACUCGUAUUUCUCAUGCUGCAUUAUAAGCUCUAGGAUCAUAGUGUCUCUAUUGGCCUUAUUGAACCAAGGGGGCUGCAAUGGGCUCGGAAAGCCUUGAGUGUAUCAUUAAAGAGAUAAGUAGGAGAUAGCAGAGAUAAGUAGGAGAUAGCAGAGACAGGAUUUGAUGAAAGAUUGUAUGAGGACUGAGGAAGGAUUGAGGAAGGAGGAAGGGUCUGGCAUGACAUUUGGGUGACAUUUUAUCCAAGUAUUCAGCAUACUGUCUGGUACUUAGUAGGUACUCAUAUAUCAAUGAAAGGGCUGAUCUUUAGGAGUUUCACCAGACUGUGGAAGUUGCCUCUGGGAAUGAGUAUGUUUCCAACUGCACUUCAUUCUCAAGUUUUGUGGCCAACGAUGGAUAGGAGGUGGAUUGUGAUGUAUUCGGAAUAUGGGACCUUGAGGAGUUCCGUAACCAAAAGGAGAAAGUAACAACAGCCAGUGGAGACAAAAAGAACUGCUUCUCUUUCUUUCCCCCUCCAAGUUCCUAGUGGAGGGCUGAGUCCAGCAUCCCAGACUCGUGUGACUAUAUAGACAAGCAUUUGGAGACCUACUUCACUUUGAUACCCUAGCCUUCGGCAGCUCAAGGUGUUGGCCUUUGGAUAGGAGGCUUCCAAGUAGUAAAGCUCCCUGCUCUCAGCAAGCCCAACACCAUGGGGAAGGGAGAUGUCUUAGAGGCAGCACCAACCAUCACAGCCUACCAUUCCCUCAUGGAUGAAUAUGGUUAUGAGGUGGGCAAGGCCAUUGGCCAUGGCUCCUAUGGGUCAGUAUAUGAGGCUUUCUACACAAAGCAGAAGGUCAUGUUGGCAGUCAAGAUCAUCUCAAAGAAGAAGGCCUCUGAUGACUAUCUUAACAAGUUCCUGCCCCGUGAAAUACAGGUAAUGAAAGUCUUGCGGCACAAGUACCUCAUCAACUUCUAUCAGGCCAUUGAGAGCACAUCUCGAGUAUACAUCAUUCUGGAGCUGGCUCAGGGUGGUGACGUCCUUGAAUGGAUCCAGCGCUACGGGGCCUGCUCUGAGCCCCUUGCUGGCAAGUGGUUCUCCCAGCUGACCCUGGGCAUUGCCUACCUGCACAGCAAGAGCAUCGUGCACCGGGACUUAAAGUUGGAGAACCUGUUGCUGGACAAGUGGGAGAAUGUGAAGAUAUCAGACUUUGGCUUCGCCAAGAUGGUGCCUUCUAACCAGCCUGUGGAUUCUAGCCCUUCUUACCGCCAAGUGAACUGCUUUUCCCACUUCAGCCAGACUUACUGUGGCAGCUUUGCUUAUGCUUGCCCGGAGAUCUUACGAGGCUUGCCCUACAACCCUUUCCUGUCUGACACCUGGAGCAUGGGCAUCAUCCUUUACACUCUAGUGGUCGCCCAUCUGCCCUUUGAUGACACCAAUCUCAAAAAGCUGCUAAGAGAGACUCAGAAGGAGGUCACUUUCCCAGCUAACCAUACCAUCUCCCAGGAGUGCAAGAACUUGAUCCUCCAGAUGCUACGCCAAGCCACUAAGCGUGCCACCAUUCUGGACAUCAUCAAGGAUCGCUGGGUGCUCAAGUUCCAGCCUGAGCAACCCACCCAUGAGAUCAGGCUGCUUGAGGCCAUGUGCCAGCUCCACAACACCACUAAACAGCACCAAUCCUUGGAAAUUAUGACCUGAAAAUGGCUGAAGGAGGGGGCUAAGAGAGGAGCAAAGCAGGAGGUCUUGGGCUAAAAAUCUUUUAUACCAAAAAUAAAUCUAAGUCUGAUUUAGUUUCAUCAACUGGGGUCAAAGACAUUCUUUUCUCAAGGCAAUCUUAUAGCAGGGAACAUUGCUGGAGUAAGAGAUAGAUUUCUGCCCAGAGCCUGUAACCAAUA